This is a messenger RNA of Hansenula ciferrii, 849 nucleotides long. RefSeq names its product Collagen alpha-5(VI) chain. The record is from RefSeq and is a predicted model, not a curated record. NCBI's taxonomy places the organism in Eukaryota, Fungi, Ascomycota, Saccharomycetes, Phaffomycetales, Wickerhamomycetaceae. The transcript has a single exon. Gene Ontology annotation, molecular function: structural constituent of cell wall. Gene Ontology annotation, cellular component: fungal-type cell wall. Gene Ontology annotation, biological process: fungal-type cell wall organization. The coding region runs from base 1 to 849 and encodes 282 amino acids.
AUGAAAUCAUCAUUCAUCGCCUUAUCCGCUGUCGCUGCUGUCGCUCAAGCUCAAUAUUUCAAUUCAUCUUCAGUCGUUGAUGUUACAACUGUUACCAAAAACACUGUUGUUACUGAAUUCACCACAUAUUGUCCAGAACCAACUACUAUUGUCACCAAUGAUAAGACAUAUACUGUCACUGAAGCUACCACUUUAACCAUCACUGAUUGUCCAUGUACCGUUCCAACUGUUAUCACUCUUCCAACUGCUUCAGUACUUCCAACUGAAGAACCAAAACCAUCUGAAGGAGGUAACACUACUGUUGAAACUAAAACCAAAUCAACUGUUGUCACAGAAUUCACUACUUACUGUCCAGAACCAACUACCAUUAUUACAAAUGACAAAACUUACACUGUUACAGAACCAACUACCUUGACUAUUACAGAUUGUCCAUGUACCGUUCCAGUUGAACCAGAACAACCAGACCAACCAGAAAAACCAACAUCAGAAAAACCAACAUCAGUUGCUCCAACUCCAAUCCCAGAACCAACUCCAGAUCAUCCUGCUCAACCAUCCCAACCAGAACAACCUGCUCAACCAUCUGAACCAGCUCAACCUUCUGAACCAGCUCAACCAUCUCAACCAGCUCAACCUUCUGAACCAGCUCAACCAUCUCAACCAGCUCAACCUUCUGAACCAGCCCAACCAUCUCAACCAUCUCAACCAUCUCAACCAUCUCAAGCUGCUCCAUCUUCAGCUGCUCCAUCUUCAGCCGUUCCACCAAUCGUUACACAAUCUGAAAAUGCUGCUGGUAACUUAGAAGCUUCAGUUUUCGGUGGUUUAUUUGCUGCUGUUGUUUACAUGUUAUAA